AAAAUCUUAUAUUGCUGGUAUAUUAACUGCACUUUCUAAUCGUAUUGGUGAUGUUGCUAUUUUAAUUUCUAUUGCAUGAAUGUUAAAUUUUGGUGGUUGAAAUUAUAUUUAUUAUUAUGAUUUUAUUUCUAAUUCUUUUGAAAUAAAGCACAUUACUAUAUUAAUUGUUUUAGCAGCUAUAACUAAGAGAGCUCAGAUUCCUUUCUCUUCAUGACUUCCUGCUGCUAUAGCAGCUCCUACUCCUGUUUCUGCUUUAGUUCAUUCUUCUACUCUUGUUACUGCUGGUGUUUAUUUAUUAAUUCGUUUUAGACCAAUAUUGGAUACUUAUAAUUGUGGUUGAUUUUUACUUUUAAUUGGUUGUAUAACUAUAUUUAUGGCUGGAUUGGGCGCUAAUUUUGAGUUUGAUUUAAAGAAGAUUAUUGCUCUUUCUACUUUAAGACAACUUGGUUUAAUAAUAAGAAUUUUGGCUAUAGGUUAUCCAAAGCUUGCAUUUUUUCAUUUAUUGGCUCAUGCUUUAUUUAAGGCAUUAUUAUUUAUAUGUGCAGGUUCAAUAAUUCAUAAUUUGAAGGAUUCUCAGGAUAUUCGUUUUAUAGGAUCAAUUGUUAAUUUCAUACCUUUAACUUCAGUUUGUUUUAAUGUUUCUAGUUUAUCUUUGUGUGGAAUACCUUUUUUAGCGGGAUUUUAUUCAAAGGAUUUAAUUCUUGAGAUGGUUUGUUUAAGAUGAAUUAAUUGUUUAAUUUUUUUUCUUUAU
Schistocerca gregaria is the source of this 751-nucleotide messenger RNA. RefSeq names its product NADH-ubiquinone oxidoreductase chain 5-like. The transcript has a single exon. Bases 374 to 724 code for a protein of 116 amino acids. Lineage: Eukaryota; Metazoa; Arthropoda; Insecta; Orthoptera; Acrididae. Gene Ontology annotation, molecular function: NADH dehydrogenase (ubiquinone) activity. Gene Ontology annotation, biological process: electron transport coupled proton transport; ATP synthesis coupled electron transport. The record is from RefSeq and is a predicted model, not a curated record.